Molecule: messenger RNA, 1295 nt
Organism: Hibiscus syriacus
Lineage: Eukaryota; Viridiplantae; Streptophyta; Magnoliopsida; Malvales; Malvaceae
Product: homeobox-leucine zipper protein ATHB-6-like
Exons: 3
Coding region: 175-996 (273 amino acids)
Biological process (GO): positive regulation of DNA-templated transcription
Cellular component (GO): nucleus
Molecular function (GO): sequence-specific DNA binding; DNA-binding transcription factor activity, RNA polymerase II-specific
Source: RefSeq, a predicted model, not a curated record
GGUGUUUUCGAUGUAGUUUUGGUCUUCUUGCUUUCUUUUUCAAUGGAAACUGAGAGGAUGGAACAGUUAGAGAAUAAAAGUUAUUAGGAAAUGAACACAAAAACUAAAGGUUUUUAAGACACCAAGAAGAAAGAAAUCUGUACUAUUUUCAGAAAUGUUUUGAGUUCAUCAACCAUGAAGAGAUCACUUGGAAGCUCAGAUUCAUUGGGUGCUUUGAUGUCCAUCUGCCCAACCACAGCUGAAUUGAGUCCAACAAACAACCAUGUUUACAGUAUAGAGUUUCAGUCGAUGUUAGAUGGAUUAGACGAAGAAGGCCAUGUUGCCGAGAAGAAGAGGCGAUUAAGCGUCGAUCAAGUCAAGGCCUUGGAGAAGAAUUUCGCGGUCGAAAACAAGCUCGAACCCAACAGGAAAGUGAAACUAGCUCAGGAGCUCGGCUUGGAACCUAGACAAGUCGCUGUCUGGUUCCAAAACCGCCGUGCCAGGUGGAAGACCAAGCAAUUGGAAAGUGAUUAUGGCUUUCUCAAAACCAGCUACGAAACUCUCAAGCUCAGUUUCGAUACCCUCGAACACGACAAUGAAGCUCUUCGCGAAGUGAUAGGUGAGCUGAAAGCCAAUCUUUCAGUGAAAGGGGAGAUGAUUGUGCCCGAAACUGAAGAAAGAGAGCAACUUCCAGUUUCUUCUUCGGCUAAUUCAUCAGAGCCAGUAGAACUGAUUCACAACAGUUUAUCCAUUGAUGCCAUCCUUUUGCCAGAAUUGAAAGAUGGGUCAUCGGAUAGUGACUCGAGCGCUAUCUUGAACGAAAAGGACACCACCGCCAACUACCACCACGCUGUUAUUUCUUCACCAUCCUCGAUGAACUGUUUGGAGUUACCGAAAACGACCUAUCUUGUGAAGUUGGAAGAGCACAAUUUCUUUAGUACAGAUGAAGCUUGCAAUUUCUUCUUCGAUGAGCAAGGUCCGAGUCUUGAGUGGUGUUACCCGGAACAAUGGAACUAGUAGGAGAAGCCAAAAAUGCGACAUGUAUGUAACAUAAUGCAAGUUGAAAUAAUGCAAAAGACAAAGUUGGGUGUCUUAAAAGAGGGGGAGAAAUGAACAUUUGGAGCUGAAAAAGAGAUACGACAUGGCCUAAAGCAAACGGUGACACCAAAAUCUUGGGGCAUGUGGGAAUGAUUAGGUCGUAAAUGAAAGUUCUUUUUAUUUCUCUUUUUUGGCUUGUGCUGUAAAUGAGGGGGGGAAAGUCCCGCAGUCCAUUGGAGGAAAGUAAACAAAAUCAUCAAUCAUCAUUUUCCUUUGCU